GUACAAACCAAUGUUGCAUCCCCAUUUCCCAAUCUCAUAUCAGCAUCUCUAUAGUCAUAGUCAUAAAAUAACGUAUAAAAACAUAGGCCGUCAGGCGCCACGCUGCCGGUUUACCCUUCCACAACAGUCAGCAACACAAAAUCCACCGCAACUCCCUAUUAGCAUCCACCGUCGUUCUCCCAUCUCUCUGAUUUCUGUUCUCUCUCUCGGCUCUCGCAGAAUUUACGCCAUUUUUGUGAACGCUUGUUCUCUCCCAAUGGCGCCAUCCGAGUCGGUUAUUGUGGAGUACGCCAAAUCCAACCGUUCUUCCUGCAAGAAAUGCUCUGAAGCCAUACAAUCUAAAACCCUAAGAUUGGGAUUGGUCUCAAGGGACAAGAGUAGAGGUUUUGACGUUACCAAAUGGCACCACCUCAGUUGCUUCCCUCUACCCUCUUUUCACUCCCCUCCUAAUACCAUUACCGGCUUUUCCUCCUUGAAGAGCGAUGACCAAGAAGCUCUGACAAAGUUAUUUGCUGGACAGGACAAUUCUGAAGAGGAAUGUAAAGCAACGGAAGACAUACAAAAUGAAGAGAAAGAUACUGAAGAAAGUGCUUCAAAGAAAAGAAAAUUAUCCACCUCUGAUGUUAAAGUUGGGGCCAAUAUAAUCUUUUCAGCUUCUGAUGUGAAGAGCACAUACAAGGAUGCUACCCUUUUGCCUAAAUGGAAGGCAUUCCAGACAGUCAUUUUUCUUGAACGGGAUGAUGGUUUGGAAGAUUCAAGUAAAAUUGCUGCAUUUGAUUUUGAUGGUUGUCUUGCAAACACUUCUGUGAAAAAAGUAGGUCCAAAUGCUUGGUCCCUCAUGUAUUCCUCAAUUCCUGAUAAACUCCAAAGCUUAUACAACAAUGGCUACAAGCUGGUAAUUUUCACCAAUGAAUCCAACAUCGAACGUUGGAAGAACAGCAGACAGAAAGCCGUCGACUCAAAAAUUGGACGUCUAAAUCAAUUUAUUGAGAAAGUGAAGGUCCCAAUUCAGGUUUUUAUAGCUUGUGGGGUAGGUAAAUCAGGCAAAGCUGGAACCAAGGAAGAUGAUCCGUUUCGGAAACCAGAACCAGGGAUGUGGCAACUCAUGGAGAAAUACUUCAAUUCCGGCAUUACCAUCGAUAUGGAUCAAUCCUUUUAUGUCGGCGAUGCAGCUGGGAGAGAAUCAGAUCAUAGUGAUGCUGAUAUUAGAUUUGCAGAGGCUAAUGGUUUGAAGUUUUAUGUCCCUGAAGAGUACUUUGCGGCAUGAGCAUUUAAUUUAGACAUACAUUGGUUCAUAUAAGGGACUAGCUUUGUGUCGAAGUGACAUUACCAUGGCUUUUGUCUAUCAGCAGUUGUCUAGAUGUAGAAUAGAUUAAUUAACCUAGUGUUGUUGAAAAUUUGUGAACAUUUCUGAGAUUCUAUGAUUGAAUAACUUUAUCAUCUAUCUAUCUUCUAUCUAUAUAUAA
Messenger RNA from Trifolium pratense (red clover), 1466 nucleotides. Its product is annotated as polynucleotide 3'-phosphatase ZDP. The coding region runs from base 11 to 1267 and encodes 418 amino acids. Gene Ontology annotation, biological process: DNA repair. The transcript is spliced from 12 exons. Lineage: Eukaryota; Viridiplantae; Streptophyta; Magnoliopsida; Fabales; Fabaceae. Gene Ontology annotation, molecular function: polynucleotide 3'-phosphatase activity; double-stranded DNA binding; zinc ion binding. The record is from RefSeq and is a predicted model, not a curated record.